Messenger RNA from Lactuca virosa, 282 nucleotides. The record is from the annotation of a GenBank genome assembly. Lineage: Eukaryota; Viridiplantae; Streptophyta; Magnoliopsida; Asterales; Asteraceae.
AUGCAAGAGUUCUUUUUCAUCUUCUCCGGUGGAGAUGAAGGACGACAGAUAUUUCCAAAUCUGUUUCGGUGGUCGUUCGACGACUUCGAAGAAGGAAGUAAGAAUGGGAAGACGAAGAUUUGCAGAGUCAUUUGGGAGCUAGGGUUUUCAAAACGUAAACCACCUCAGAUCUGGAAAAACAAAUACGAAAAAAUGUAUGAAUUGGUACAUCAUCGGCCCACACGCGUCCGGGAAACGCAAACCCGCCGAGGAUUUGAAAUCUUGUGGUUAAAGUCUUGGUAA